AUGAUGACGAUCCUUGCUCGAAACAUUUUCCGUGCCCUGGCGCAGGGUUCCCAACAUGUAGGAAAAGGUGUACACACAUCAAGCUUGGUAAACGCAGACAAAAAAGUAUGUAAAUCAUCAAAAAGAAUAAAUACCCUGCAAUCGGUGUCGAAAGAGGGGCGCAUCAAAUGCACAUUGAUUCCCGGCGAUGGAGUGGGCCCUGAGUUGGUCUACUCUGUUCAAGAGGUUUUCAAGGCGGCGGAUAUCCCAGUGGACUUUGAGACGUUCUUCUUCUCGGAGGUGAACCCUACUUUAAGUGCCCCCCUCGAAGAUGUCGUCAGCUCCAUCGCUAGAAACAAAACCUGCAUCAAGGGUAUCCUCGCCACACCUGACUUCUCACACACGGGCGAGCUGCAGACUCUGAAUAUGAAGCUGCGCAACGCUCUAGACUUGUACGCUAACGUGGUGCACGUCAAGUCUCUACCAAAUGUAAAGUGCAGGCAUCAGGACGUGGACUGUAUCAUCAUCAGAGAGCAGACCGAGGGAGAGUACUCGGCUUUAGAGCAUGAGAGCGUACCCGGUGUAGUAGAAUGCUUAAAAAUCAUCACCGCCGUUAAGUCUCAGCGAAUCGCGAAAUUCGCGUUCGAUUACGCCGUCAAGUGUGGCCGCAAGAAGGUGACUGUCGUGCACAAGGCGAACAUCAUGAAACUUGGUGACGGAUUGUUUUUAAGGAGCUGUGAAGAGAUAGCGAAGCUGUACCCGCGCAUCCAGUUCGAGAACAUGAUCGUGGACAACUGCACCAUGCAGAUGGUGGCGAACCCCAAGCAGUUCGACGUGAUGGUGACGCCCAACCUGUACGGCAACAUCGUGGACAACCUCGCCAGCGGGCUCGUGGGCGGCGCCGGCGUCGUGGCCGGCGCCAGCUACAGCGCAGAGUGCGCCGUCUUCGAGCAGGGCGCUCGGCACGUGUUCGCGGGCGCGGUGGGCAGGAACAUCGCCAACCCCAUCGCCAUGCUGCGAGCCUCCGCCAACUUGCUGGCGCACAUCAACCUACACUCCUACUCCAGGAUGAUCAAGGACGCAAUCAACAAAGUCUUGCAAGACGGCAAAGUGAGGACAAAGGACCUAGGCGGCCAAUCUACCACCAAAGACUUCACCAACGCCAUCAUCGCCCGCCUCGGCGCCUAA
This is a messenger RNA of Arctia plantaginis, 1167 nucleotides long. NCBI's taxonomy places the organism in Eukaryota, Metazoa, Arthropoda, Insecta, Lepidoptera, Erebidae. The record is from the annotation of a GenBank genome assembly.